This is a messenger RNA of Ctenopharyngodon idella (grass carp), 2158 nucleotides long. RefSeq names its product thymus-specific serine protease. Gene Ontology annotation, molecular function: dipeptidyl-peptidase activity; serine-type exopeptidase activity. Gene Ontology annotation, cellular component: lysosome; endosome. Gene Ontology annotation, biological process: proteolysis. The transcript is spliced from 11 exons. The record is from RefSeq and is a predicted model, not a curated record. The coding region runs from base 12 to 1430 and encodes 472 amino acids. Lineage: Eukaryota; Metazoa; Chordata; Actinopteri; Cypriniformes; Xenocyprididae.
UUCUAUGGCAAAUGAAGGACCAUAUGCAUAAAAUCCAUCAGGCCAGAAUAAAACUCACUUCCACUGCCAUUCCCAAAAAAGGCACAAUUCACCAACCCCUGAACCACUUCAACAAGAAAAACAACAAAACCUUCCCACAGAAAUUCUUUGUGAAUGACGUUUACUGGCAGAGUUCAGAUGGACCAGUCUUUCUCUACAUAGGAGGAGAGGGACCCCUCUCAAAAUUCAGUUUGUUGUUCGGCCACCAUGUGGACAUGGCAGAGAGACAUGGAGCGCUGCUGGUGUCGCUGGAGCACCGCUUCUACGGGAAGAGCAUCAACCCCGAUGGGCUAGAGACAGAGAAACUGAGAGAUCUCUCCAGCCAGCAAGCUUUGGCCGACUUGGCUGCGUUCCAUCAUUACAUCAGCCGGCGUUUCGGCCUCUCCCAGAGGAACACCUGGAUCAGCUUUGGAGGUUCCUACGCUGGAGCUCUCUCUGCUUGGCUAAGAGGAAAGUUUCCUCAUCUCAUCUAUGGAGCGGUGGCAUCCUCCGCCCCUGUUCAAGCUCAACUGGAUUUUAGUUCUUAUAAUAGGGUGGUUGCUUAUAGUCUUAUGAAUGAGGCAGUGGGUGGCUCUAAAAAGUGUCUAGCAGAAGUGAAGGGGGUGUUUGCAGCAGUUGAAGCAGCUCUGCUUAUGGGGAAUGAGACAGAGGUGGGAAAAGACUUCGGCUGUUGUGAGACCCCUUUGAAACCAGAGGACAAGAUGGAGCUGUUGCAGAGUUUGGCUGAUAUCUUCAUGGGAACCGUCCAAUACAAUGAGGAGGGGGUUGCAUUCAGCAUCGCAGAGUUGUGUGACAUCAUGACCAAUAAGAGUGAGGCCUUUGGGCAGAAGGAGGAGGCGUAUGAUCGUCUGGUCAAACUAGCGGCGAUGUACCGUGCCAGAGAGAAUGUCCCGUGUCUGGAUGUCUCUCGUGAGAAGCUUGUGCUUGAACUCAGUAACACUAAAGCUACAUCCAGUUACAGACAGUGGCUCUACCAGACCUGCACUGAGUUCGGCUUCUAUCAGACAUGUGAGGACACUUUCUGCCCCUUCUCACGUAUGGUAACUAUUCAGUCUCAGACGGAGCUCUGCUCUCAACUCUUCGACAUCCCUCAGGACAGUCUGCCUUUCCGCAUUGACUUCACCAACCAGUACUAUGGAGGGAACCGGCCCCAAACACAAAGAGUGCUCUAUGUCAAUGGCAACAUUGACCCAUGGAUGGAGUUAAGCGUGGUCUGGAACGACACUACAGUGGACGAUGACCGAGUCAUUCUUAUCGACGGCACCGCCCACUGUAUGGACAUGAACUCAGAUAAAUCAAUGGAUAAACCUGCACUGCACCAAGCCAGGAAGGAGAUUGAAAGACGUGUGGCCAUGUGGCUCAAAAGCGCAGCAUGGCACCAUAUGGUUUGAUCAGCAUGACUUUUUCAUAAUCACAUGAUGACCAAAGUGUGCCAACUGGGUUUCUUUUUAUCUUUUAAUUGAAAAAGAGAGAUCUGAGUCCUUGAAAUCUUGAAAUCUGUUCUACAUUAGACUUCUUAACAUUCAUUAGGAGUCGAGAGACUGGUGGAGUUUAACAAAUGUUUAAAUUAUUUUCAUGUAUGUAAUAAUACUAAAAAUGUACACUACACUCUAAAAAUAUGCUCUAAGAAUAGUUAUUACAUGAUUAAUACUACUAAAGCUGAAUUCAGAAUUCCAUACAGGCAUACUAAUAUUACAAUCCCACUUUAUAUCAGUGGUCUUUUACUACUAUGCACUUACAUUAUAUAACUAAGUAUUUGAUUUGUACUUAUCGUUACAAACAUGUUGUUCUUCAAAAUUCUUUCCAGAUUCACACUUGCUUACACUGGGAUACCAUAAUCAAAAAUAUAAAACAUCACCCAUAUAAUUAUAGAAUAAACUCUGAAUGAGAUCAGUGAAUCAGGCCAUUAGAUGAUGGUUGUGACCAUUAAUAAAGAGCCAAAGUCAUCUGAUCACAUAUUCUUUCAGCUUUUUUUGCCAUAACAAAUGUAUUUUAAAGACAGUUACAGCAGCCAAAGAAAAGUAAUGUUCAAAAGUCAAGGAUCAAGAGCCCAACUAAAGCAAACACUGAUCACCAUAAUGAUGACAUAAAACGAAACAAUAAAUCAUCAGCAUCUACA